AUGACUCAAAUAAAGGAAUUUGCGGCUAACCUUGCGAACUGUCGCCAACAGACGACGGGACAAGCGCCAGUUCUCCUUCUGUCGCCUGCAGAAGAGCUUCUCCGACAGCUACUUCUAGCCUGUCGAGACAGCAUCGUCUCCAGCAAAAAUGAUAUGAUGAAUCUGGACAUGUGGUUCGUCGGUGGAUGGGUUCGAGACAGACUUCUUGGUCGUCAAUGCUCAGAUAUCGACGUGGCGCUGAGCUCCAUGACUGGAAUCCAGUUCGGCCACGCACUCGAGAAUUAUCUCCAGGGAGAGAAACAUAAGUAUAUCGAGGAGGCAAGGCGCCGCGGAGUUCCCACUGUAAUCUCAAAGCUGCACGAGAUCAAAAAGAACUCAAAGAAAUCCAAACACCUAGAGACAGGAAGUUUCCAUAGUAUUUUCGGCCUCUCAGUGGAUUUCGUGAAUCUCAGAAAGGAAACCUACAGCGAGGAGAGUAGGAUUCCGCAAAUGGAGUUUGGCAAUCCGGAGGAGGAUGCUCAUCGUCGCGAUGCUACAAUCAACGCUCUGUUCUACAACCUCAAGACUGGAAUAGUUGAAGAUCACACUGAGCUUGGACUGCAUGACCUGGCUGCUGGUGUCAUCAGAACGCCAUCAAGUCCCUUCGAAGUCUUUGAUGAUGACCCCCUCAGAAUCCUCCGAUUAAUCCGGAUCGCGACUCAGCUUGGUUUUCGGAUUGAACGAGAGACAGUGCAAGCGAUACGAAGUGCCGAGCAGCCGGAACAACUCUGCGCGAAGGUCAGCCGUGAGCGGGUAGAAACAGAGCUCAUAAAGAUUCUCAAAGACCCAAACACGCUUUCGGCUUUUCAAUUGAUCCAUGAACUCCGUCUUUACAAUGCAGUCUUUCUCCGCGGGUUGCGAGAUAGUGAGAACGAGGACGCAAGCUGGGCUCUUCAGCAGUCGGGGUGGUAUGGCCCAUGGCACAGUGAAUGGGCUCGCACCUUUGAAACUGUGGCUUUCCUGUUGAGCGGGGGAUCAAAGCCACUUAGGGAUAUUCUGCUCCAGCCCGAGAAAAUGGACAACGUCUGGCUGCUGACUGCUUUUGUGCCGAUUGGAUUCGGCUGUCUUGAUGAGCUUGCAGAGCGAGAAGUACAAGUUCCGGGAUUUGUAUCUCUGUCAAUGAGAAAUUAUCAUCGCAUCCGGCAUUGCAUGGGCGAGGCUACGGCAGAUGGGUCUUUCCCCGGAAGACUACCUCGAGGUACACUCGGACUGUUGAUUAGAAUGUGCGGCAGUACUUGGAGAUUACAAGUGCUGUACGCGCUCCUGAAAGAUGAUGUCCGUCAGAUGAGGUACGGUAAUGAAAAGCUGGCCUUGAUUGAGAAAUGGUCGAGGUUUGUGGAGCAUAUAAUUGAACAAAAGUUGGAGGACGCACCUUACGUCAAGCCCAUACUCAACGGCCAUGAAUUGAUGGCGUUAUUCAAGCUCAAAAGGGGCGGCCCAUUCAUGCAGGAAGCAUUAGAUGACCUCUUGGAAUGGCAGUUUAACCAUGAGAAUGCUACGAAGGAGGAAGCGAUGAAGUGGAUGCUUACACAGAGGGAGAAUUACCACGUCUGA
Aspergillus novofumigatus IBT 16806 is the source of this 1593-nucleotide messenger RNA. RefSeq lists its product as uncharacterized. NCBI's taxonomy places the organism in Eukaryota, Fungi, Ascomycota, Eurotiomycetes, Eurotiales, Aspergillaceae. The coding region runs from base 1 to 1593 and encodes 530 amino acids. Gene Ontology annotation, molecular function: RNA binding; ATP:3'-cytidine-cytidine-tRNA adenylyltransferase activity. The record is from RefSeq and is a predicted model, not a curated record. The transcript has a single exon. Gene Ontology annotation, biological process: tRNA 3'-terminal CCA addition.